Wyeomyia smithii (pitcher-plant mosquito) is the source of this 934-nucleotide messenger RNA. RefSeq lists its product as uncharacterized. The coding region runs from base 203 to 859 and encodes 218 amino acids. The record is from RefSeq and is a predicted model, not a curated record. The transcript has 2 exons. Lineage: Eukaryota; Metazoa; Arthropoda; Insecta; Diptera; Culicidae.
AAGAAAAGGUAAAAUAACAGCGGCAAAACGAUGAAUACCUGAAUGACGAUUAGAGCGGGAUAGCGGUCAACUCCCGGCUUGCGAUCGGGAUGCUGGGUCUUAUAAUUCAUUCUGGUGUUACUUCUGCACCGCGUUGGGUCGUUGCUGGGAGACAGUUCGGAAUAAUUUUGUUUAAAAGUUUUGAAGUGUACUGUUUAUCGCAAUGUCCAAGGUAUCCUGCAGAUCGUUUUGGAUGUUGGUGGUGUUAGGAAUCAAACUGGUCAGUGGGCUACCGGUACUAACUUAUGAUGAUGAUUAUACCGAUGGUGACGACGACUAUGAUGUGAUAUUUGACCAGCGUCAAAACGGAACCGAGAACGUGCGCAUUUCCGUAGACGGAGUUGUUGUUGCUGUUCCCGCACCCCCGGUCCAUACGGAUAUUAGCACUUUAGCUGGAGCAGCAUUCGUAGAAAUUCUCAAUGCGCAGCUUGCUGCUAUGGAUAGCGAUAGCUCGGAUGAAGAGAGUCCUAGUACUACAACGACGUCCACUACUACGACAACUACGACUACCGCGUCACCAAUUUAUCAUGAUCAGUUGAUUCCUUCGAAUUUUCUUGGCCAAAGUUUGUCGUUUUUAUUCAAUAAAGGCGUUGAAAUUCCAAUCAAAAUAGCAUCCGAGCUGAAACCACUAAGAACGGGCAAGCCAGCAUUUAUGGUGAUCAAAAAAGGUGAAGAAAGUGAUGACGAAGAAUAUGUAGAUCCUGAACCGGUGAAGCCCGUUUCUAAUGUGCCAAAGAAGGCAUCGAAACCUAAGCGAAGAUACAAGCUGAAGACGGCCAAUCUCCUAAAACCUUUAUUGCAAAGAACUUAUUUGGCUUAAAUCGCAGGGACUGAACAUAAUAUGUGAUAGAUUAAGGUAUAAUACUGAGUAAUAAAUUAUUUUGUUAGUUAUAUA